GUAAAGAGUGUGUAUCGCAGCGGUGGUGAAGAAAAGUUGGGGAGACAUUAAUUUAUUCCCGCCAUAUAAUGUACGAGUGAUACGAAGACCCAGCACAUUCUACUCCCAUCAUUGUCUUAUAAAGUGAUACCCAGCGCAGCGCGAGUGCCUCCUGCUCACCCUACUUGAUCAUAUACUUUUUUUUCUUCUUAUAUAGACAGUCUUGAAUGUCCAGAAAGAAUGAUGGACCUGUGACUGAAACUGAUUAGAAAUUUUGGAGACCUUUUACUCGUCUGGAUCUCGAACAACAUCAACGUACGUGUAGUCAACGUGUAAUGAUGUUGUGCUUCCUGACUCCACACUGGCUCAGAGGAGCGGUUGACUGGCUGUGAGUCGACUUAAUCAUUAAAAAAAGAUGGCAGCAAAUUCAUCAGAGGCAGAAAGGGGCGGUGACUGUGGCCUCGCUGGAAGGAAGCCACUCAUACCUGAGAACAUAAAGGAUGAGCUAGACAUGGUAUACCACUUCACGGAGGAGUUCAAAAAUCGAUAUGGUGAAACACACAUGCCAGCAUUCAAGAUAGCGCAUCUGGAGAGUAUCCUGACAAAUGCUAAGAAGGGUCCAGUAAGAGAGAGAAAGCCAGUUGCUGUAUAUCUUCAUCACGACAACAGUACCUUGUCUGAUUUGUUCUGCUCGAAGGGUCUGUGCUCUGCUGAUGUGGUUACCUAUUUAAAUAAAAACUUUGUGGUGUUUGGUUGGGACAUGACAUCUCGAAAGAUCAAAAGGAGGAUAAGGCAACCACUAUCUGUACAUGUGGGGUACUCCCUGGCUGUGAAAGUGAAGGAGCUGACGGAAGAGCAGCUGCCAUUGCUAUUGACCCUCACUUUCAUCCAUACCAGCUGGGGCGUGGAUCCAAAUGUCAUCUCAUAUAUAAAUGGUACAAGCAAUGGGACUGACAUUUUGAACUGUUUGAUACAAACAAAAAAGGUGUUUGAUGACAACCAUGUCAUUGCAUUGCAGAGGCUGGAAGAAAAGGAAUGUAGAGACUCUGUUUGGAGUAUUCCUUGGAAGCAUGUACCACAGGAUGAAACAUUGGAACUGGAAAGGAAAAAGGAGGAUCAGGAGUCCAAUUCUACACUGGAAAGCCAGAAGAAGGCACUAAAGGAACUGGAGCAGAUUGUGAGUGAUGGGAACCUGGUUAAACUACAUGCCAUCCGUGACCAGGGAGGUGACCUGUCUGGAUGUGUGACGACACCCUACCAUGAAAAUAUGACGAUAUGCCUGCUGGCCUUAGCAGCUUGGAAUGGCCAUACCCACCUGCUGGACACUCUCAUUGAAUCUGGCCUCAGUGUGGAAGGCAGUGGCUCUACCAACUGGACGCCAUUAAUGCUGGCUGCCCGGAAGGCCCAUGAGAAGAUGGUGGAAGAACUGCUCUCUCGUGGUGCCGAUCCUCUAGCAAGGGAUUCAGAAGGAGCUGUUGCUCUUCACCAUGCUGCUUUCUGUGGCCACAGGCAAUGUGUGGCUGCUUUGAUUCCUGUCACCCCAACCACCAUAGCUGACAGUGAGGGUCGUACCCCUAUCCAUGCAGCCAGUCUUCGAGGUCAUAAGCAUGUGAUAGAGGAUUUGAAUGACAAAGGAUGGAAACUUGGUAUUGCAGAUUCAGGUGGCAACACAGAACUUCAUAUGAGUGCUUGGUUUGGCUCCCUGGAAGUGGUGGAGUACUUGGUGGCAGCGAAACUGAACCCUUACCAAAAAAAUAUGCAGGGACUCACACCACUGAACUUAGCAGUGCGUGAAGGUCGCCACAACAUUGAAAGUUGGUUCAUGAAGAGGCGAGGUGGCUCUUCACUGAAGCUGUUGCAUGCUCAUGAGCUUAUAAAGUCACAAGAGGAGAAUGAAAAGGACAAUUAUGAGAGUUUCAAAAAGUAUGUGAAAUAUGGUAAUGUUGCAGGGAUUGAAGAAAUGAAAGUAAUAGGUGAUGCUCACUUGAUGGACGAAAGAGGCAUGACCUUCCUCCACUGUGCUCUAGAGGAAAAUUAUGUCAAACCUUCAGUUGUUGAACAGCUCCUUGAUAUGGUUCACCCUCAUGUAAUGACCUAUGAUGGCCUCACUCCCCUUGAUCUGGCUAAGAAGAAGCUCAAAUGCAAUGAAGGCACAAUCUCCUACCCCCUGUAUGAGGAAGCAAUAUCAAUCUUGGAGAAUCACCAGUGUUCAAAGGAAAAGGGUUCUCCUGAGGAGCUGUACACAAAGCUGCUCCAAGUCAUCUGUGAGGGAGACAAUGUGAAGGAAGUGUCCCGUCUCAUGUGUGCUGGAGCCCCACUGGAGCUAAAUGGGGAUUUUCCCAACUCAGCGCUGCAGCAGGCCAUCAUUCAUGACCGCUCUAAAAUCGUCAAUCUCAUGUUGGCAUCACAGGCAUCCCUCAUCCCAUGCACACAGGGCCUCAACUUGCUGCAGCAUGCUUGGUAUUCACCCAACACUUCUGCCAGAGUCUACUUUGCCAUCACUAAGGCCUUCUCUAGGGAGCUGAAGCGAGAAAGAGACCGACUGCCUCGACACACCAGUGGGCUUCGGUAUGACCUUACUGAAUUGAUAGAAGCUGUUGAUGGAGAUGCUCCAUGGGAAGCCUGCUGGAAGAUGGGAAAUUCUAAAAAAGAAAAUUUGGGAGACAAGACAACUGCUGAUGAGGGAGCUCGAUGGGAAGCCUGUUGGCAGAAAGGAAGUACUGCUAAGAAAAAAAAACUUGAUGAAAGGACGACAGAUAAACUAACUUCUUUUAUGGUGAUAGCUACGCGUGCCAACUGUCCACUCAUUGCAAGUUUCCUGCAAAGGGCAGGGGCUUGGUCCUACUUUAAUGCUGCAGGCACCACUCCACUGCAUGCUGCACUGAAGACUGGCAACCUGAACCUAGCGGAGACAAUGGUUCGGAACCUUGGAGCAUCAUUGUACAUUCCAGACAGUGAACACAGCCUUCCAAAGGAUAUUAUAGGGAAGAUGGAUGCAGCUAAACUUAAGAAGCUUGAAGAGGAGGUAUACAAAAGGGAGAAGAGGAAGCUUGAGAACCUAGAAAUAUUCACAAAGGAUGAGAGCGAAAAGGAGAAAGUUCGGAUGCUGCUGGCUCUUCAGGAAGCACUCUUCACCAAGUACACCGGCAACACUGUCCAUCCAACACCAGGGAACUUGAGUAGCAUUGACCAAGAAGCAGGUGCUUAUGCUAUGUUGAUAGCUUCUAGAAGUGGCCUGCAGCAGUUGCUGCAUUUACUACUUGUUAUGGAGUGCCUCCCUGCAGAUCUGGUGGUCGAUGGGACUGCUGGCACCACAGCUCUUCAUGAAGCUGCUUCCCAUGGAAAAUCUAGAAGUGUUGUCCAACUUCUCCACAGCUUAGAGAAGGCUGCUGUUGCCAGUAAGCAUAAUGUUGCUGAGGCCAAAGCCUAUAGUGGCCAUGGGCAUUCUGUGCUAUGGAAACUAAACAGGUACAGCCCAUUGCAGCCAGACAGGUAUGGCCAGACAGCCCUUCAUCUGGCAGCAAUGUUUGGUCACAAACACACCUUGGAACUCUUGGUUCAUUUUGUGGGAGAGGAUCCUCCCUGUAGGGCUGGCACAACAGCCAAGCAGAUCCUUAGCAACUUCACUGGGUACCUGAAGCGCUACUUGAGAUACAAUGACAAAACCAGAAACAAGAUUACACCUCUGGAUCAUCAUGAUCCUGACGCACUGCUUAGCAAACUCCUUUGUGCUGUUGACCUUAAUAAGCUUCCUAAAGAUGCCAAGAGGGCUAAUGUGGACAUGGACAGUGGUGAGGCCAGGCAGGUGAAAGAUGCAGUGCUCAAGGCAGUAGGUGUCAUCCUUGGCCGUGUGGUGAUGGCUGAUGACAUGUAUCAAGGCCGACUAAGGUUGGUGGGCAGUGCACGAGAUGGCUCAAAGCUUUUUGCUCCUGAUGAAUUUGAUAUCAAUGUUGUCAUCCCAGCAGCUGAUCGAGUGAACAUAUCGGUGGAGCAGGAGAUGGAUGCCUUCAAGAGCAAUGUCCUUAAGAUAAAUGUGGAGACAAACAAUCCUCAUUUGCAGGGUAACCGCCUGAUGGGAGACUUGUUUGGCCUUGUAAAGGAAGUUCUUACAGAUUCCGUCUUGGAUGAUGAUAGAUUAAGUGUGGUGCCUCCCAGCCUGACCAGAACACAGGUGGGUGUAUCACUGGCCCUGGCCUGGCAGGGGGUUGAGUACCCUCUUCUACUGGUGGGUGUAGACCUAGUACCAGUGUUAGAGGUGCCAUGGCAUGAGGCUAUUGUUAAGCCUGAUGCUCUUACCCCACCAGACAGCCAUUACAUGCAUGUCAGCAACACCUCGGAUGGGUCGUGGCGCUGUAGUUUUGCUCUUCUAGAGGCAGAGGUGCUGAGGCAGCUCUCCUUAGAAGAGCGCUGCAUCCAACUGUCUUGCAAAAUGUUGCUGUAUCACCUCAAAGCAGAGCGCUGGAUGCCUCGAGAGAUCAAGGCCUUUUGUACAUGGUGGAGUGGCCGAUCUUUUAACGUACCAGUGCCAGCAGGGUUUUGUCUCAAGAGUUCCUUUUUUGGAGCGCUUGCAUAUAAACGUAAAUACAGAUUAGAGUGGUCAGAGGGGGAUACAAUCAGGUGGAUGCUCUUCAUCUUUAGGAGAAUGUGCUUGGUUGAAGAAGAGUCUAACACCUUCUCUCCAAAAAAAGUUUUUGCUUACUUUGGAGGAGAUUGUGAGGGGCCCAAGUUUGGAGCAGGAGCACCUGUUAUUGCAAAGUAUCUCAAGGGGAAUGGUCUGAAAAAAAAGUACAUCAUGCGCUCCUUCAGGCAGCACCUCAACUAUUGGAUAAACACUUUCUUGAAACUCAUUCACUUUCCUAAUAUGAGAUAGGAAGCUGUAUCGCAACAUAAGCAGAUAUACAGAAUAUGUCUGAAUAGUCAGAGCAAUGGUAGUUAAAAUUCAGUGCCUCUCUUUGGUCAGUAAGAGGAGGGGAGCUGAUAAAACAAUGCAAAGAAGGCUCUAUUCAAAAGAGGAUGUGAGUGGAGCCUUCUCUAUGCCUCUCCCUGUCACUGACUUCACAAAAAGAUGUCAACUGUGACUGCAAUGACUGGAUCUCAGCCCUGCUCCUCCCUUCGUGAUGAGAUGGCACAACACUUAAAGAAAUUAUUCCUCUGAAUAUGAAGCUGCUCCACCUUGUAGAUGGGCAAACCUGGAGAAGAAGAAUCAUACUCCAUACAAGGGUAGACAAGACUCAUAUAUAAUUAACAUUAGUGAUGAUACAAAGCACUUCAUCUCAGUUAAGCUAUUUUAGCAAGAGAUAAAUUAUGAAGUUUCCAGUUGAGAUUUUAAGUUCAUAAUAGACCGAGAAUGUUUGAUGUUAAAGAAGGAGGUUGCUGUGUGUUAUUGAAGAAAAGGGGAAAUGUUUGGAAGGUUAUGUCAAGUUGAAAAGUGAAGAAAUUAAGUUUUGAGGCAUUGAAGGACAGCAAUAUCACUUCUGCCUCAUUCUAAAAGAAUAGCAUAAGUAGGCAGGCAUUCUGUUGCAUGUAGCCUUCUGUUGCAUAAUUCUUGCUGAGUUGUUUUUCCUGUUGGAAAUUGUUGAGUAAGAGUUAUUGGCAUAAUAAAAAAAAUGGAACAA
Messenger RNA from Eriocheir sinensis (Chinese mitten crab), 5594 nucleotides. RefSeq names its product ankyrin-2-like. The coding region runs from base 395 to 4849 and encodes 1484 amino acids. The transcript has 15 exons. The record is from RefSeq and is a predicted model, not a curated record. NCBI's taxonomy places the organism in Eukaryota, Metazoa, Arthropoda, Malacostraca, Decapoda, Varunidae. Gene Ontology annotation, molecular function: protein binding.